AUGGAAAGACCAGAUAUUGUUUUUUGGAGACACAGAUAUUUGAAAGAAAUGAGAUGUCACAGGAAAGCUGGACGAGCGAUUGUCUAUAUUGAUGAAACUUGGGUAGACAGCAAUUUGACAUUUAAGAAAUGUUCGCAAGAUGACACAGUUUUGGGAGCUACAGCAAAUGUUAAUUCGAAAAAUAGACUUAUAGUUGUUCAUGCUGGGUCAUCAACGGGUUUCCUUAAGGGUGCUUUACUAGUAUAUAAAGCAUCAACAAAAAGCGGCGACUAUCACGGGCAAAUGAACUAUGAAAACUUUAAAAAAUGGGUGUUGAAGAAACUUCUUCCAAAUUUGCAAUCAAACAGUGUCGUAUGCAUGGAUAAUACACCGUAUCAUACGACUGUCGAAAACCCCACUCCAACGAUGUAUUCUACAAAAAAAAACAGUAAUCGUCCACAGAAAAUUGCCUAUAAAAUUGAUAAUUUAAUAGAGAAAGAAGGAGAUGAAGUUAUCCGACUACCCCCUUAUCAUUGCAAUUUGAACGCAAUCGAAUUUGUGUGGUCCUCUGUAAAAAGAAUAAUAAAGGAACGAAAUGUUACUGGCGAUUUAAGUUUGGACAAUCUGAAAUCCCUUCUUCAAACGGCUAUCACUGCAGUUACUUCGGCAGAAUGGGCAGCGCAUUGCAAACACGUAGAAAAGCUUGAAAAUAAUUAUUGGGAGAAAGAUGAACUGUUAGAAGAUUUAGUGGACGAACUGUCAUUUCAAAUUGAUACCAAUGAUGAUUCUGAUUCAGAAGAAACCGAAACUUGA
Argiope bruennichi is the source of this 792-nucleotide messenger RNA. RefSeq lists its product as uncharacterized. The record is from RefSeq and is a predicted model, not a curated record. Bases 1 to 792 code for a protein of 263 amino acids. Gene Ontology annotation, molecular function: nucleic acid binding. Lineage: Eukaryota; Metazoa; Arthropoda; Arachnida; Araneae; Araneidae. The transcript has 2 exons.